Molecule: messenger RNA, 1814 nt
Organism: Galendromus occidentalis (western predatory mite)
Lineage: Eukaryota; Metazoa; Arthropoda; Arachnida; Mesostigmata; Phytoseiidae
Gene: YL-1
Product: Vacuolar protein sorting-associated protein YL-1
Exons: 4
Coding region: 1-1653 (550 amino acids)
Cellular component (GO): nucleus
Source: RefSeq, a predicted model, not a curated record
AUGAGCAGCGACAGUGGAUCGGGUUCUGAAGAUGACGGGCCGGAACCGGGUCUCGCGCUGGAGAGGGCCCCCAGGAGUAAUGCGGGCAGCAAAAUGGCCAAACUCUUGAGUGCUGAAGAGGAAGACGACUUCUACAAAACUACCUACGGAGGUUUCCUUGAAGAGGAAGACGACAAAGAUUUCGGGUCGGACGAUGCUACUUCAGGCUCCGAAGAUGAAGUGGACUCAGAUUUCGACAUUGACGAGAAUGAUGAGGUCGUCAGCGAUCAGGAAGAUGAAGGAAGACCGAGGAAGCGGAGAGCCGUGUCCACGAAAGCCUACAAAGAGCCUAAAGCGAGCCGACCCUCGACGAGCGAGCCACGAGCAAAGAGACCACGUCGCAGCAUCGACGAUGAGCUCAUGGAUACUUCCACCCUCGAGUCCUUGGAGGAAAGGAAAUCCAAACGAAAAUCGACGCAAGCCAAAAGCCAAGCUGUCGAGGCCCGACGGAGACAAGAGGCCGAGUCCGCGAAGAAUAGGCGUCGGAUCAAGAGAGAAGAAGAAAGAGAAAUUACGCAGGAAGAGCUGCUCGAGGAAGCGAAACAGACUGAAAUUGAGAAUAUCAAGUCAUUGGAAAGGUACCAGCAGCUGGAGAUGGAGAAGAAGAAAACGAUGCGCGCUAAACAAGUCAUGAGAGGUCCAAUGAUACGCUUCCAAUCGAUAGCGAUGCCGCGCAUCGAAGAAGUGAGCCCGCCGGAGGGCGAGGAGGUCUUAUCUCUGGACGGAAAACAAGAUGGGAAGAUGAACGUUUUGGAGACCGGCCGCUGCAUGCGGAACUUCAUCACCUUCCCAGAUGAAACGAUCCUCAAAAAGAUCUUCCCUCAACACAAACCUCGCCCGGCGACGAAGAACUUCUGUCCGAUCUCACGUCAACCCGCCAGAUACUUCGAUCCCGUGACUCACAUCGCUUACGCUAACCUCCAAGGAUAUCGCGUGCUUCGUGAAGCCUAUUACAACCAACUCGACAGUAAAGGUGACACGAGACAACCGGAAGUCGCCGCGUGGAUCGAAUGGAGACGCAAAACGAAGGCAGCAAGCCAGCAGCAGGCGGCUGCUCUACGACAAAAACAGGCAGCUGCGGCCCAGGCCGCGGCCUUGGCACAACAGCAGGUGGCGAAGCAGACCGCUCAACAGCUGCAGAAAGGGGGUUUCGCGACGGUGAAAACCGUCGCGCAGACAUCUGUUAGAACGACCGCCGCGACAACUGUAAGAACGGCGUCAGGACUGAAGCCAGCUGCUGCUGCGAUAGCGACCAUGAAGCCUGUGGCGACGAUGAAACCGACUGCGGCGGCGGUGCGCCAAGCAGCUAUAACUGUCAAGCCAGCUCUCGCAGGUGGCAUGAAGCCAAUAGCAGCUGCACCGAUUCGCCCGGCGAUUACAGCGAUCAGGCCUAUGGUCGCCACCAUGAAGCCAUCCGUGGCCGCCGGGCCCACUGUAGUCCAACAAAUCCAACACAUCCAGAAACCUAUUGCAACCGUUCAGCCGGUGCAACAAAUCGUCCAUCACCAAACCCAACAUCAACAAGCACAACAACAACAACAACAACAGCAGCAGCAGCAACAACAGCUCCACCAUCAACAACAGCAACAGCAGUCUAUGGGAAGUCAACAAUGAGCAAAUCAUCUCGUGGAUUCCUUAUUCCUUUCGGAUUCGUGGUGGGACAUAAGGAGUUCUGUUAAUCUUCGUAUUCAUCAAUCACACCUUGUAAAUAUUCUAUACAAUAUUCUACGUUAAAAGAAAUGAUCGAGUUUUUGAGCAAAAAAAACUAUCGAGGA